Messenger RNA from Lodderomyces margitis, 411 nucleotides. RefSeq lists its product as uncharacterized. Lineage: Eukaryota; Fungi; Ascomycota; Pichiomycetes; Serinales; Debaryomycetaceae. The transcript has a single exon. The coding region runs from base 1 to 411 and encodes 136 amino acids. The record is from RefSeq and is a predicted model, not a curated record.
AUGACAAACAACUUGGCAAGUAGAAACACGGAAACUCGUUCAUCUAUACUUCGAAGAUAUGCGCUUUUUGCAUCCAUCGCCAUUGCAUUAUUCAUAACGGGAAAGAAGCAUAUUGCUUACAAGAAGGAGCAACGUCACAAAAUGGAAAACGAUUCAGAUGUUAAUAAUUCAGAUAAUGAGUUCAACAUUAGUGUCAAAAGGCCAGGUUUCCCAGAAAAUAACCCUAAUUUGAACUAUGAUGAUGAAGGAAGGCAGAGUAAAUAUGUCGGUAGCGGGUUUGCUUAUAGUACACGAAGACCAGGUGACCGAUUAAGUUUAUACAAUAUUUUGAAACAAAAAUACUGGCCCGACGAUAAAGAAAAAGAAGCCCAAUAUUACUCACCUGCACCAGAGGAUAAAGUGAUAAAGUGA